CUUGGAUCAAUACUAAGUGUGAGUAGAUCUCAUCUUCGUGUAGAAGUGCUUACUAGUUUCGUCAUCGUGUGGAAGUAUUAGAAGUUUCGUCUAUUGAUAUUACAUGUAGUUGUAUUAAAGAUAUAGAAUUUAUCAUGACGGUCGCCGGCGAAGCAGUUUCAAAUCCAGUUUCUCAAGAAAUUAUAGCCAGCAGUGGGGAACAUGAAAAAAAGGAAACGAAAAGAAUGAUAAGGGAAAAAGAUACAAAAGCGGCUGAUUAUGAUCAUCUUCGUCUUCCCGACAUUUGGGAACUGAAGGGCGACUACUACCAGGUCUUGGGCCAUGCGUGGGAUUAUGCAUUGCAAAUAUGUCUGGGUCUGGAGGAAUGCCACUUGUGAUGCUGCAUUUGGAUUCCAAAAAAGUCUGCAUUGCAUGAGCAGCAAAGGGAGUCUAAUUUUUGCUACGCAAAGAGGGCAUUUGUCAUGCGGAAUAGGCAACAUCAAGAAGCCCUCAAAAAGUCUGUGACGCUAGGGCAUGCAUCACAGACGUCAUGGCUCAUGCAAAACGUGCAUGACAAGUCUCAGAAUGUUCCAGACCCAGACAUAUUUGCAUUUGAUAGGGGUCACGAGGUGAAGGACUUCAAGGUGAUCUACCGUCCGCUGUACCACUGCACCGCCAAGCCCGACCGCUUUCAGGCACACUACCUCGCCGCGUCGCAUUUUGCUCGUUGGGAAAGCAAGUUCCACAAGGUCGUCUACGCUUCGAGAAGGGAGUACGAAGAACUUGUCCCGGAGAAGGUCAGGAAGUUCGUGCUAGCCGGUCCGUUCUGGCACGAUCCGAUGUGGACCGCAGAACGCGGUUUCGCGGAACGGACGGCGCCGCGGAGAAGGGAGGACGGGGAGACGCGUCAUCGACACAGUGUCGUGCCAGCGAAAGUAGUAAAAGUAGAGAGCAUGAUGAUCUCCAGCACAAGGGAAGUAGGAGACGUUCCCUCGACUGACACUGGCCAUCGGGAGGUGGUCGUGGGCGAUAAGACUCAAGAUCCACCCUUGCCUCGAGGUGAUGAAAUGACGAAGCCAUCUUCUCAGCCGGCUGAAAAUGCUCAAGAAGAUGACAACGCAACGUGCUCGCUGGGAACGCGGACGCACGAGAAAAAGGAUUUCAUGCUGCAGGAACACGAAGACGAAGCGAGAUUGUCUUGCUGAGUGAAAUCACCGGUAUCGAAAUUAAUAUCGCAAAGAGUGUGAUCCGGUUUGUUUUUUUUUUACUGCGGGAAGAUAAGUUCUUCUUCUUCAUCUAAGUACUUCUACUUUCAUGACUUUCUCGACCGUGCCCCAAGGCUGCCGCUGGGGCAGAAAUUGCCAUGUUGCCCCUGAAAGCAAUUCAAAAACUACAAGUGAAAAGAAUUCCGUUUUUAUUCGUCAACAUUAUGACAAGAAGAAGAAUAUGGAUAUGCAGUUCCGUCCUCGUCCCUUGAUGCAGU
Amoebophrya sp. A120 is the source of this 1462-nucleotide messenger RNA. The record is from the annotation of a GenBank genome assembly. NCBI's taxonomy places the organism in Eukaryota, Dinophyceae, Syndiniales, Amoebophryaceae.